Thunnus maccoyii (southern bluefin tuna) is the source of this 2842-nucleotide messenger RNA. RefSeq names its product membrane associated ring-CH-type finger 4 (gene marchf4b). The transcript is spliced from 5 exons. Bases 1414 to 2670 code for a protein of 418 amino acids. Gene Ontology annotation, biological process: protein ubiquitination. The record is from RefSeq and is a predicted model, not a curated record. NCBI's taxonomy places the organism in Eukaryota, Metazoa, Chordata, Actinopteri, Scombriformes, Scombridae. Gene Ontology annotation, molecular function: ubiquitin-protein transferase activity; zinc ion binding.
CCUGUCUGUUGCUUUAAGACAAACUUGAAAAACUGUGAACCAUCCUUUAAAUAAAUCAUACUGCACUUGUUUAAAUGUGCUUGGUUGAUGUAUAUUAAUGCAAUCCAAUAAUAUGAUAUACAUAAUAAUAUAGCACUCUAAAAGGGGGUAUUUUGAUUUAUGAGUACUUUUACUUUUGAUAUUUUGAUGAUGAUACUUCUGUGCUCAAGUAAUAUGGGUCGUACUUAUAAUAAUGUAGCUAUUUUUACAUUUUGAUACUGCUAUUUUUUUUUAGUGCUGAACCAAUUAGUCGACUAAUUGAAACUGACAGGAAACUAAUCUACAACAAUUUGAAUAAUCCAGUUUUUUUAAAGUUUAUUUUUUAAGCUAAACUGCCAAAACAUGCAUGGUUUCAGCUUCUCAGUUGUGAAUAUUAGCUGGUUUUCUUAGCCUUUAAACUGAAUAUCUUUGGGUUUUGACCUGGGCACUAUUUUCUAACAUUUAUGGACCAAAUGAUUAAUCAGUGGGAAAGCGAUCGGCACAUUGGUCGAUAGUGAAAAUAAUCCCUUAGACGUGAUUAUAUGUAAGGUUUAGACCACUUUCAACCCAACUGAUAUUUGUGUUGAGCAAAAUGACGCUAUUUAAAUGAGCUGUUAUGAAUAAUUUGCGUUGCGCCUUGUGUUGUCUGAUAAUCGAAUUGUUGAAUUAUUGAUCAUUAGCGGCUACAAUUAAAUUUCCUGCUUUUUGUUUGCACGUUGAAGAGGCAGAAAACAGACACUAUGAUUUAUGGAUACCUUGGCUAAAACAGGUGAUUGACUCUGACUUGUAGUAAUGAGUUGGCUGCUUGCAUCACUGUGCGGUGAUGACGUGUGGCGUCUGGGAGCUGUCCCAGGAAUCAUGGUGCUGAAGCUGCAGCACCGAUUCAGCAGCCAAUUAUCACAGGACAAUCCGGGGCCACGGACACUUUCACCCAGAGAGGGACAGUCCGACUAUCCUGCUGGAUUUUUAGCCCACCAGACGGAUUUAAACCCAUCGGUUUGUUCCUCGGAUAUGGGAAUUCGGUCAUUUGGGAUGUAAGCUUCACGGAGAGUUGCCAGCGACCUGCAGUCUGGCUGGAGAUAUAUGAACAAAAAAAAAAUCCUGAAACUGUGAGUCGUAUAGAAAUCGCUGUAGCUCGCCAGCCGUUCCAUUUUAUUGAACUUAAUGGCUUCAGACACUUGUUUGCAUCGGUGGGAUUUAUCUGCUUUUUGGAUUUACAACCUCGUGGGGAGCCGAUAAAAGACAUUCAGUUGGAAUAUAUGAAUAUCUACAUAGAAAACUAACAACGCUGCUGUAAAAUCCCGGCAAACACUUGAAAACGCCCCCCCUGCCCCCACUAUCCCAUCUCACGACAUAUGAAGAAGUGUUGGCUUAUGACGGGGGUACAUACAGUACAUGCUGUUUUCUUCCUGCACCUUUGCACGGUGCUGUGAGUUUCUGGCCGGAGACAGGCUGAUGCUGCGCAGCCAGGGCAUGCUGAAGAGCCGCUGUUGCGUCCUGCUAGGUGACCUGAGGGUGCUCCUGCUCGGGCCACCGGCACCGCCGACGCCGCUGCCUCCGCUGACCCCCAUGAGCAGCCAAGCUACGGAAAGCCAUGAGACAGGUGUCACCGUCCCCGACAAUAACAACACGCUAACGCGGAGCCACCAGCCCGCAGUGGACCGGACUACCCCACCUGCAGCAGGAGCCACCGGGCCACCCGAGCGGCAGGUGGCGGGCUGGGUUGAUGCUGCAGAGCUGUCGGCGGCACUGCGCGGCUGCAGCAGCUCCUCUGAUGACUGCUCAAAGGGCAAACUGGAGGAGAGAUUCUCCCUCACCAGCUACACGGAAAGUGGCUUCAGGACGCCUGUGUGCAGGAUCUGCUUCCAGGGACCAGAACACGGGGAGCUCCUGAGUCCAUGUCGCUGCAGCGGGUCGGUACGCUGCACCCACCAGCCCUGCCUCAUCAAGUGGAUCAGUGAGAGAGGUUCCUGGGCCUGCGAGCUCUGCUACUACAAAUAUCAGGUCAUUGCCAUCAGCACCAAGAACCCGCUACAGUGGCAGGCCAUCUCCCUGACAGUGAUAGAGAAAGUGCAGAUAGCAGCAGCCAUCUUGGGCUCCCUGUUCCUGAUGGCCAGUAUCUCCUGGCUGGUGUGGUCAUCUUUCAGCCCGUCGGCUCGCUGGCAGCGCCAAGACCUGCUUUUCCAGAUCUGCUACGGCAUGUACGGCUUCAUGGAUGUAGUCUGCAUCGCUCUAAUUGUCCACGAGGGACCUUCUGUGUUUCGCAUCUUCCACCGCUGGCAGGCCGUGAACCAGCAGUGGAAGGUUCUGAACUAUGAUAAAUCUAUGGACAGCGCUGACCUGAAGGACGCCACUGUGGACAGGACUCUGUCUCAGCCCAACCAAGGCUAUCAGACUGGGAUAGGAGUGUCCACCUCCACCUCCUCACUGAUGGUGGUAGCUUCCACAGCCACCGGCUCCACUUCUACAGCCGUGGUGACGGCCUCAGGAGGACUGGGAACACACGUUGAUCCCAACAACGGGAGCGUUGUUCCUGACCAACACUGUCCCUACAACAUCCUCCACCUCCUCAGCCACCUGAGGCAGCCAGAGCCUCGCAGCCAACCCAGCAAUAGCACACGAGAGCUGGUCAUGAGAGUCACUACAGUCUGAGGAGUCCAUUGAGGCCUUAUCUCACAUGGAGGUGAACCAUUUAUGAACCAGCUGACAGUUGAAAAAAAAGUCUUUUUUGAACUGCACUGGAUUAAUAACAUGUUCUUGUUUCAAAAUGCAUCUCUGAUGUCCUCACAUGGAUUGAAUAAAAGUCAAAGUUGUUUGAUUUGCA